AUGUUUUCUUUGAAAAUAUAUCAUGGUGGUGAAUUCUCAAAGUUUCCUGGAAGACAAUAUGUGAACGGAAGACAUUCGUACAUUGAUUUCUUAGAUGCAGACGAGUUCUCAGUUCAUGAGUUAGACUCCAUGAUGUUACAGUUAGGGUAUGAUGGUAAUAGGAAAAUGUAUUACCAUUUUAAGAAGCCUGAUAGUGAUCUUGAUGUUGGGUUAAUGGCUUUAGGUAGUGACGGUGAUGUAUGCAAACUAAUAAGCUAUGUCCCAAAACAUAGAUUGCUAGAGGUAUACAUUGAACUAGAUAAGACAACGGUUUGCACUUACUUCCAGUCACCAGGAGGUUCUAAUGUUAUUAUUCAGGAAUUGAAGAUGAUGGUACCCCUGAUUAUACCAGAGUACGAUCACGAGGUUCUAGUUCUACAAAGUCGUCCUGUGGAAAAAGGCUUGAAUUAG
Molecule: messenger RNA, 450 nt
Organism: Lactuca saligna
Lineage: Eukaryota; Viridiplantae; Streptophyta; Magnoliopsida; Asterales; Asteraceae
Source: the annotation of a GenBank genome assembly